Papaver somniferum (opium poppy) is the source of this 4876-nucleotide messenger RNA. RefSeq lists its product as uncharacterized. The coding region runs from base 260 to 4714 and encodes 1484 amino acids. The transcript has 10 exons. The record is from RefSeq and is a predicted model, not a curated record. Lineage: Eukaryota; Viridiplantae; Streptophyta; Magnoliopsida; Ranunculales; Papaveraceae.
GAAACCCUUCAAAGAUAAAAACACACUUUCCCCCUCUCCCUCUCAACCUUUUCAACAACCCACGCUCGCCCUUUAUUUCUCUUUCUCACUCUGAUAUACUAGUAUAAAAUUUUCGAUUAAGAAGAUCAGAUUUUGGUGAAGGGAUUAGGGUUAUUUAUCGACACUUCUAGGGUUUUUGAGUUGGUCUUCUUAUUGAUUUAUUGAUUACCGCUACCAGUUUUAAUGAUUUUGGUCCAGUAGCAUCUUCAGUGAUUGUGAUAUGGGUUCUGAUGGAGAUGAUGAAAAGGAUUUAAUAAAGGAAAAUGAAAAUGCAGAUGAUGACUUGGAAACUCAAAGAUUUGAUAGUGAUUCUUCAUUGGAAAUCAGUGAUUUAAAUGGGCUUGAAUUCCAAUCCACAGAGCCAUUUAAUGAUACGAGUACGGCUCCAGUGGAAUUUGAGACACAGGUAUGGGUAGAUGAUGAGACUCAGGAGAUCGUAGAAGAUUGCGAUAACUAUGAUGAGAAUGGGAUUAUGACACAGUUAGUGGUAGAUGAUACGGAGGUACAGGAUUAUGGUGAUGGUGAUGGUGAUGAUGGAGAAUUGUCAGAUAGAACUGAUGUACUGACUGAGGCUGGAGAAUCUGACUGUGAGUCCGAAAGAGGAGUUGGAUUAGGAGAUGAUGAUGCUGUUUAUUUCAAUGAUUCAACAAGUGAACGCUGCAAUUCAGGGCAAAAUGUUUUAACUGCAAUACCUCUGAGCAACGGCACCAAAGAGCCAGAUUGUGGGCUUGUACCAAGUGUUGAUGGAACCAAUGCCAACAGAGCUUCAGUUCUGAAUGGCAGUGAACCCACCUCAUCAGCGGCAAGUGAUGAGGAUGGUGAAAUGGCUGGUAUAGAUGAUCCAUCUUCGGCUGAGGAGGAAAGAAUAGAUGUUGAUAGGGAUUAUGAAGGUGAGAACAUGAAGUUGAAGGAUGAUAUAAGAAAUAGGGAUGCAGUGAGAAAGCUUUUUGCUGAUGAAACACCAUAUAAAAACAGUGGAGCAACAAAUUACUGUGACAGUACCUAUGGAGGAAGAGAUUAUCCACAGUUGGAUGAUGGUCACAAGUUGGCGGAUUUAAGCUAUCUGAACUCCCAAGAACCCGGGGAGCUAUCACAAGCUAAUGCGUUGGACGUUGUGGACAAGUUUCUUUUAAUUAAUAAUGUGGAUUGUUCUCAAGAAGAUAAAGUUUACCUUGAAAAAAUGGUUAAAGAUAAAUCACCUAUUGUCCCAAGUGCAAAGGGCCCUCGGAUUCUGGCACAUAGAAGCAAUACUAAAAGUCCAGUUGCCGGAGUAGGUACCCUUGACUGGGAUGCUAGCCGUGAGGAUGAAGGAGGGGGUGAGUUCUUUAGUAAGAACAAGGAUGUGUUGUUCCCAAGCUGUGGACGCGGACGCGGACGCAAAUCCUUUACACAACCUAGGAUCCCCAGGAGUCUCAAAUCCGGACAGGGAAAGAGCUUGGAUGAUAAGGAACAAGAUUUAAACCUCCGUCAGAAAAUAAUGGGAACAGUUCAUUCAGAUUCAAGGCUAUUGUUGCAAAAGUUGAGAGCAGAUGAUAAGAAUCUACCCCAAAUAAAAGCUAGAAAGAAUCUCUUCCAGGAAUUCGAUGAACAGAUGAAUCUAGAGUCUGCAGAGCAGCAACUAGAAGAAACUAAUAUUGUCAAAGACUCUCGGGGGAUGUGUGAUAUUGCCAUUGACACUCAAAGGGCUGCAGAAGCUAUGGAAGCCUUGGUUUGUGGGUUUCCAAACAGCCAUGCUACUGCUGAUGCUAUUCAAGUUUUAACAAAUUCGGGAGAUGUGAUGGGCAUUACAUCUUACCAAGAGCAUGCGUCCACACGGAAGAGGCUUUCUUCAUCCAAUGUAGAAGGUCUUUUUAAGCAAUCCAAGAGAACAAAGACACAUGAUACCAAAUUAAGUACUGAAAUUCUAACUUCGUCUCAAAUGGGUUCUAAGACUCUUGGGGAGGACUUGAGACAGGAUUUCACAGCAACACCAAAACGAAAGAGGGGUAGGCCGAUAUCCAUCGAAAAACCAAAUACUGGAAUUUCAGUUCCUAUUUCAUCUCGAUUACGUUCUAAGGGAACUAAACUGGAGGCUUUUAGUGGAAGUUCAGCAAUUAAACCAAAACAAAAAAGGGGUUGGCCGAAGUCUGGUGUAAGCUCAAGUACUGGGAAUUCUGCUGCUCUAUGUGAAACCUCUAGCAGGAGAUUGCCAAAAGUGAUUUCUCAGGGAAAAGCAGUGGGAGUAGUUGACAAAUCUAAUUCCAAUGAGGUAGAUAAACACACUAAGUCCCCCCUCAGCGGAAUGAGUUCAUCUACUACACGGCAGUUACUGAAUAAGAAUCCAAGUCCCGUCGCCCGUCGUACCAGGCAAUGUCGAACAAUAGAUGCACUUAUGAAGCCAGAGAACUUACCUGGUGGUUCUGGUGAAAAGAAACAUGAUGAUAUGCCGGUGGCCAACGCUGUUGAGAUAGAGAAAGUAUGCAGUAAAAUGGGAACAUAUACUCUCGAGCCCUCGGUUUAUAAAGGAAGAUGCUCUGAAUCAGGUCGCAACCUAAUUGAUGAUGUUAUAAAGGAUAAGCCAACUCUGCAUGAGCCGCUAGGCCUCGAUUUCUCACAUGAAAGGUCAGCUGAUACCUGUUCGGAAGUAAAUCCGGAGAGCAAACAUAGAGGAAGGAAAAAGAAUGUGAGCAUGUCAGGUCACUUGAAGGAAUCUGGUAACUUGGGUAGUUCGUCCACAGUAGUUGACGGGGUGUUAGAAGUUAAUGGGCCCAUCAGAAGGUCGAGUAGGUUAAGAAAUGAUAUAAGAAGCAGUGCUGUGGAGCUAGAUAUGAAUAAGAAAACACAAUCAUCUAUAUAUGUUCAUCCUUCAUCUUCUUCAGUCAAGAAUUUCAAGGGAAAUUUGGUAGAGCAAGUUGUUGAACCUCUUUGUGCUUACGCUGUGGUUAAUGGCUCUUUAUCUCUGAAUGAUAAAGCUAUUCUUAAAGAUAAUGGCAAAGCUACAGCUUCGAAGAAAUUUGAAAAGGAUGUGAGCAUGAAAGGUCACUUGAAGGAAUCUGGUAACUUGGGUAGUUCGUCCACAGUAGUUGACAGGGCGUUAGAAGUUAAUGGACCCAUCAGAAGGUCGAGUAGGUUAAGAAACGAAAUAAGAAGCGCUGCUGCUGAGCUAGAUAUGAAUAGGACAACACAAUCAUCUAUAUUUGUUCAUCCUUCAUCUUCUUCAGUCAAGAAUUCCAAGGGAAAUUUGGUAGAGCAAUUUGUUGAACCUUUUUGUGCUUACGCUGCUAUUAACGGCUCUUUAUCUGUGAAUGAUAAAGCUAUUCUUAAAGAUGAUGGCAAAGCUACAGCUUCGAAGAAAUUUGAAAAGGAUGUGAGCAUGGAAGGUCACUUGAAGGAAUCUGGUAACUUGGGUAGUUCGUCCACAGUAGUUGACAGGGUGUUGGAAGUUAAUGGGUCAAUCACAAGGUCGGGUAGGUUAAGGAAUCAUAUAAGAAGCACCGCUAUUGAUCUAGAUCUGAAGAGGAAAACACAAGCAUCUGUAUCUGGUCAUCCUUCAUCUUCUUCAGUCAAAAAUUCCAAGGGUAAUUUGAUAAAGCAAGUUGUUGAACCUCUUUGUGCUGACGCUGCUGUUAAUGGCUCUUUAUCUGUGAAUGAUAAAGCUCUUCUUAAAGAUGAUGGCAAAGAUGCAGCUUCAAAGAAAUUUGAAAAGAAAGGGGAUGCCAGUCCUGUAUCAACUCCUAAAGAUGUUGCAGGGGAAAAUGCUGGAUUGUCAACUCCCAAAGUUAUUCCACAUGGCUUACUCUGUGUUACUCCCGAUAAGUGCACAACACCUGCAAAUGUGUCUACCCCAUUAAAUGAGGCAUCACCAAUUUGUUUUGGUAAUGGCUAUCAGAAACUGUCGUGUAAAAGAAGCCUCUCGAAGCCAUCUCUUGCAAGGGAGCUUAAUGAUCUGUAUAUGGAUGCAGUGCAUACUCCUUCAUCCAAAGAUUUGAGGAAAAGGAGAGACAUUGGUAGUAUACAUGUCUUAUUCAGCCACCACUUGGGUAAUGACAUAAUUAAGCAGCAGAAAAAGAUUUUGGCACGACUUGGAGCUUCAGUUGCAUCCUCUUCUUUGGAAGCCACACACUUUGUAGCAGAUAAGUUUGUGCGUACUAGGAAUAUGCUGGAAACGAUUGCUCUUGGUAAACCGGUGGUGACACCUUUGUGGCUUAAGAGCUGUGGACAAGUAAGCUGUUUUACUGAUGAGAGAAAUUAUAUACUUAGGGAUUUGAAGAAGGAAAAGGAGAUUGGUUUCAGUAUGCCAAUAUCUCUGACACGAGCAGGCCAAAGUCCACUAUUGAAGGGUAGAAGAGUCUUUGUUACUGCAAGUGUCAAGCCUAGUCAAGAAUUGGUUGCGAGUUUGGUUAAAGCUGUUCAUGGACAGGCUGUGGAGAGAUUAGGAAGAUCUGCCAUGAAAGAUGAUAGAGUUCUAGAUGAUCUUUUAGUUUUUUCAUGUGAAGAAGAUUAUGAAAUUUGUGUGCCUCUCCUUGAAAAAGGAGUAGCAAUUUACAGUUCAGAGCUUCUUCUGAAUGGGAUUGUUAUGCAGAAGUUGGAAUAUGAGAGGCAUCGUCUUUUCAAUGAUAAUAUAAAGAGGACCCGCUCCUCUAUAUGGAUCAGAAAAGAUGGAGAAAAGUUUCUUCCUGUAACCAAGAGUAAAUAGUUUCCUUAUAUUUUUCUUUUCUUGUAGCAAUUUGUUGUGCUUUCUUCUUCUAACUCCUGUUUCUCCAAUUUGAAUCUUCCUGUUACUUGCUUAGUCUGAAGCUACAUGUGUACAUCAUAUCAUCUAUUGUAAAUGUAUUAAUAAAUGAUUAUUUUCCCCCGA